Messenger RNA from Cydia pomonella (codling moth), 1159 nucleotides. RefSeq names its product glutathione S-transferase 2-like. The coding region runs from base 155 to 769 and encodes 204 amino acids. Gene Ontology annotation, molecular function: glutathione transferase activity. The record is from RefSeq and is a predicted model, not a curated record. The transcript is spliced from 5 exons. Gene Ontology annotation, biological process: glutathione metabolic process. NCBI's taxonomy places the organism in Eukaryota, Metazoa, Arthropoda, Insecta, Lepidoptera, Tortricidae.
UAGGAAUAUUAUAUCUAUGGUAGGAAGUUUCUCUUUCUUUUUCUUUUCUUUUCUCAUUCUGUAUUUUGUACGGUAGUAGUGGUAGUACUAUUACAAUAUUUAAUUUUAUUCUGUGCUUCUGCUCUGCAAAUUCUGGAUUAAAAGUAGAGCCAAAAUGCCUCAGACCGAGUUCUACUACUUCCCGAUCAAGGCCCUGGGCGAGCCCAUCCGCCUGCUGCUCGCCUACGGCGGCGAGGACUGGAAAGACAACAGAGUCACACCUGAGGACUGGCCCAACUUCAAGCCCAAAACCCCAUUCGGCCAAAUGCCAGUGAUGGUAGUCGAUGGCAAGCAGUACGCGCAGAGCAUUCCUCUGUCUCGCUACCUCGGUCGUAAGCACGGCCUGGCUGGAUCCAACAUUGACGAAGAUUUCCUGAUUGACCAGAACGUAGAGUUCGUCAACGACAUCAGAGCGAAGGCCGCACAAGUCCAAUACGAGCCCGACGAGGCCCUGAAGGCCAAGAAGCACGAGGACUUCUCCAAGAACGUGUACCCUGGCAUGCUGGCCAAGCUGGACCAGAUCCUCAAGGAGAACAACGGACACCUCGCGCUGGGCAAGCUGACCUGGGGUGACUUCGUAUUUGCGGGCAUUUACGCAUACCUUAAGGUGAUGCUGCAGGCCCCGGACCUUGACGAACGCUUCCCCGCCUUCAAGAAACUCGAGCAGACCGUCUAUUCCCUCCCCAAGGUCAAGGCCUACGCUGACGCCGCGCCCAAGACCGACCAUUAAAGCGAUCGGACCAUCAGUACGUAAUACAUAACGGCGACCAGAUAUUUUUAUAUUGAUCACGUGAAGUGAUGCUGCAGGCAUUAAAAAAUGUGAUCAUUCAGUACAUAACGGCGCUCUAAAAGUAUCACGUAAUAAAGGUAUAACAUAUUACCCUCCUAUUUCUAUCAAGAGAAGAACGAAGCGAAUGGAAUGAUUUAUCAAGUUAUGUUAAAGAAAAAUCGAAUACCGUCUGAACUUUUCAAGAUUUGUGGUUCACCUUCUAGUAUUAAAGAUCUUGAAUUUAAAAGCACUUUGUUAAGUUAUAAGUAAUAUUAUAUUUUAAGUACAUGUUAUGUGUAAUCGCUGCAGUAAUUGUAUCUUUUAAAAGUGAAAUAAAGCUGCAUAUUAGUA